AUGGUGAAACGUACCGUCAAGUACGCAGGGAAGCUUCUCUGGAUGAAAAGUCGACACCCACGGGCAAAGGCGGCCUAUUCUGUGGGCCUCGUUUACCUUGUCAACCCAAAGUUGGCCCUGCACCACGUGAAUGAGAUCGAGAAGCACGUUGGUUUCCAUAACGUUAAGGCAGGCUGUGACGGUGGGGAUGUGCUGGUAGGAUCCGAAUUCGGUGAAUGA
Molecule: messenger RNA, 219 nt
Organism: Penicillium mononematosum
Lineage: Eukaryota; Fungi; Ascomycota; Eurotiomycetes; Eurotiales; Aspergillaceae
Exons: 1
Coding region: 1-219 (72 amino acids)
Source: RefSeq, a predicted model, not a curated record